Histoplasma capsulatum G186AR is the source of this 309-nucleotide messenger RNA. RefSeq lists its product as uncharacterized. The record is from RefSeq and is a predicted model, not a curated record. Gene Ontology annotation, molecular function: protein heterodimerization activity; DNA binding; structural constituent of chromatin. Bases 1 to 309 code for a protein of 102 amino acids. Gene Ontology annotation, cellular component: nucleosome. Lineage: Eukaryota; Fungi; Ascomycota; Eurotiomycetes; Onygenales; Ajellomycetaceae. The transcript has 4 exons.
AUGAAAAAAGUAGAUAAGCAGAAUGUUGAUAUAAGAGUAGAGGCUAUUCAUGAGAUUCAAUACUAUCAGAAGUCAGAAGAUCUUAUUUUCUCUAAGACUGUGUUUAUAUAUCUUGUUCAGAAGAUUGAGAGAGAGAAUUAUCACUUUCAGUAUUCUGUUAUCAAGACUCUUCAAGUCACAGCAGAGACAAUCUUGAUCACACUUUUUGAGUAUGGUCUUAAGAUCAUGAUUCAUUGUAGACAGAUGAUUCUCACUGUGAGGGAUACUAGAUUGAUUGUAGAAAUUGCUCAAGAAUUGAGGAAUAUAUAA